GUGUGGUGAGCGAGCGAGAGCGUCAGGAUGCCGCUGGUCAAGCGCAGUAUCGAGCCUCGUCACCUGUGUCACACAGCUCUGCCACACAGCAUCAAGAACGAGCUGGAGUGUGUGACCAACAUCUCUCUGGCCAACGUGAUCCGUCAGCUGAGCAGCCUGAGUAAAUAUGCGGAGGAUUUGUUCGGCGAGCUCUUUAAUGAAGCUCAUUCUUUCUCAUUUCGAGUGAAUUCGCUUCAGGAGAGAGUCGACCGCCUGUCAAUCAGCGUCACUCAACUCGACCCCAAAGAGGAGGAGUUGUCUCUUCAGGACAUCACCAUGAGGAAGGCCUUCCGCAGCUCCACCAUCCAGGACCAGCAGCUGUUUGAGCGUCAGUCUCUUCCCAUCCCCAUGCAGGAGACAUACGAGCUGUGCGAACAACCUCCGCCGCUGAACAUCCUCACACCCUACAGGGAUGAUGGGAAGGAAGGGCUGAAGUUCUACACCAACCCGUCGUACUUCUUCGAUCUGUGGAGAGAGAAGAUGCUGCAGGACACAGAAGACAAGAGGAAAGAGAGGCGGAAACAGAAGUUGCAGGAUCCCCACAUGUACGAUCAGGUCUAUAAAUAUCUAGACCUUCCAGUGCAGCAGAAGAAUAUGGACCGCCCUCAAGAUCUGGAGAAGAUCCCGCGAGCGCCUCACGACCGCAGGAAGGAGUGGCAGAAGAUGGCUCUGGGAGCGGAGCUCGCCGAAGAAGAGGACAAACACAGAGACGCCAACGGAUCGGCAGCCUACCACGAGCACAGGCAGAUGUACAUUGAUAAUCUGGACGGGCCGUUCUCUCUGGCCGCGCUGCCGUAUUCUCAGAUGAACGAAUUCCUGAACCGUACGGGAGAGAGAAACUACGGCCGCCCGCAUGAGCCACCACCACCACCACCAACCUACCCCCCCGACACCAAACCAGCCUCCGUUAUCAGCUCCAGCUCAGGUUUCUCGGACAGCAUCACGCAUUCUCCUGCUCGCACGCCUGUCUAUGGAAUGGUUUUGCCGCCGCCUCCCCCUCCUCCUCCUCUGCCCCUCCCAGGAAACAGAAGCUCCUCCCCCUGCUCAUCCUCAGGCCCGCCCACCAUGCCUUCCUUCCCAUCAGGAGCCGUUUCGUCGCCGCCCACUCACUCGGGUCACGAGGUCAAGCGGUAUCCAUCCAACCUUCCGCCAAUCAGCGACGCCCGCAGCGUUCUAUUGGAGGCCAUCCGUAAAGGGAUCCAGCUGAGGAAGGUGGAGGAGCAGCGGGAACAAGAGGCCAAACACGAGCGCGUGGGGAACGACGUGGCCACAAUCCUGUCGCGCCGCAUCGCGGUGGAGUACAGCGACUCCGAAGACGAGGACGAGUUCGACGAGGUCGACUGGAUGGAAUGAGAGAAAGACGAACGUCACGGGAUCAAGAGUUUCAUGAAAUCUCAGCUAACCUUCUUCCCAAUAACAGUUUUCCCACAAACACUCUCCGAUCAGUCGCAGUCUAAUUCAGGAAACAUCGGGACUGCAGACGACUGUAUUCCAUGUUCCCAGAAUGCUUUGCUUUAAUGUUUUUUAACCACUUGUUGUGCAGUUGAUGAAUGAAAAUAACCAUGUUGGGGUUUUUUUAUCUGUCAUAUUUCUUUCAUUUGAAUUCGUCCGUCUUUUAUUCUCAAUAGGAACAACAAAAGCGGUUGGUUUGUUGUUAUAGUUCAGCGUGAGAGACGACAGCGGCCUCUUCUGGUCACGACAGGAACGUCUCAAUGUGUCAUAUCAGAAUGUGAAGGAUGAUUAUUAUACUUUCUAUAUAUCAUCUAAACCGUUCUUCCAUUUCAGAGAUGUGAUGUUUGAUGUCAUUUUGUGCUUGUGAUGGACAAAGUCAAAGGAAAAAAAUGAAGGAACGUUUUUAUUAACUUGUCAAGAUGACUUAAAAUACACGAGUGAAUCUCUUGUCCAGGUUAUAUUUCACCUCACAAUGAAAAAUUUUACAAAAUUAAUUAAAAAAUUUAA
Molecule: messenger RNA, 1998 nt
Organism: Sinocyclocheilus rhinocerous
Lineage: Eukaryota; Metazoa; Chordata; Actinopteri; Cypriniformes; Cyprinidae
Product: wiskott-Aldrich syndrome protein family member 1-like
Exons: 10
Coding region: 28-1392 (454 amino acids)
Biological process (GO): actin cytoskeleton organization; positive regulation of Arp2/3 complex-mediated actin nucleation
Cellular component (GO): SCAR complex; cytoskeleton
Molecular function (GO): protein kinase A regulatory subunit binding; actin binding; Arp2/3 complex binding
Source: RefSeq, a predicted model, not a curated record